AAGUGCCUAGAAUUGUAUUCCAUUUAUUUUCCCGUUCUAAUUCGAUCAAAAUGAUCUAGCCGAGACGUUGGAUACCCAUGACGUAGUUCCUCCAUUUUCCUCUUUCGACUCUUGCAUCUGCCCACUGCUACUGGAAACCUUUCUGCUUACCAUUUUCUCCAGUGCCAUUCCAUCCACAAUCCGCUGGAUGUAGAUGGAUUUUAAGAAGCUGCUUUAUCUCAAGUCCUGAUUAUAUGUCUUUGAGAAAAGGCAGUUUGCUAGCGGUUCUCCCUUUGUCUUAACAUGCAAGAUCUUGACAUUUUCUGAAUCCCAUACAGAGCUUAAAAAACCAGAUGAGCGCCUGGCCCUGGAUUUCAAUAUAGUAGAAGUGAGUACUUCAAUAUCAUUGGGUAAAAAAUGCAUGGACAAGUCCCUGUUUCUCUAAAGGCAGCACAGAAACAGGUUUCUGACACAUGUAGCACUAUAUCAGAGUGAUCCUUUGCUGCGAUAUUUUCUCCUGGCUCCUAAUGUUCACAAGUUGAUUUCCCCUGACUAGGGAGGCUCCAUUUUGCUGGCCCAUUUGAGAGCCCUUGUCUUGUGUUCAGUGAUGUCUGACUCUUGUUCUUUUCCACCUCUGCACCUAUCCAGGAUUAACUUAAAAGUUAUCGCCCUUUGAGUGUUCAAAGGUGUGUCCAACCCCAUAGAUGCUAAGGUUAAGGCGGUGCUUUAAUUUGAGGCUCUUCACUCUUUAGGCUGCAUCCCUUCUGUCGAAAUCCAGUUUGACACAGUCUCUGCAGAGCAUUGCUCUGGCACCACAACCAACUCCCAUCCCCAGAGUUCCAUAGCAUUGAGCCGUGGCAGUUAAAGUGGUUUCCGACUGGGUUAUUCCUGCAGUAUAGAUGGGCUCUUAGAUGUGUUGGACUUUCCCCAAAGUCCUAGCCGGCAUGUCUGCCCAUGCCACCAAAAGAAGUUGAAGUACCCUUGUUACCAAAUAAAUAAAUGAGAUGAGCAAGGAAAGAGCAAAGGCUGAAUAGUGAGUUGAUAUGUGGCCCUGGCGCUUCUUUUCCUUUUUCUGGUACAAAAAUACCCCAAUUCCCAGCAGUGGCAGACGCCUCCGGAUACAACAGUUUCCCUUGGGAAGAGGUUGCACUUCUGGCACACUUUUCUUGGGCUCCAGCACGCAUCACAUUGUGCAAGGAUGGCAUCCUAGGAAUGCUGUUGCCUGUCCCCGGGGGAAGAUUUGCCCAUCUCCUCCUCCCAGACCAGGAUGGCGCCAAGACCAGCAUGGAAACAGCGGAGGCGGGAUAGGAGAGAAAACAGAGGCCCCGGUGCUUGCGCCGCUCUUUCACUGCCUGCCUCUUCCAGGCCACGGAAGGCAAGGUGGAGAUGGAGAUGGCAUUGGAGGUGCUGCUGGCCAGUCUGGUGGGGCUUUUAGGGCUCUACAUCCUCAUCUACCACAACUUCAUCAAAGGGAAGACAUGCCAGAACGAGACUAGGCUCCAGGGAAAGACAGUCCUUAUCACAGGUGGAAACGCGGGGAUCGGGAAGGCCACUGCUCUGGAUCUGGCCCGGAGAGGAGCCCGUGUUGUUCUGGGUUGCCGCGACAGAGAGCGAGCGGAAGCUGCCGUCCAGGACAUCCGGAGGGAAAGCGGGAACAAGGAGGUUGUGUUCAUGAGCCUAGACUUGGGCAGCCUGAGUUCGGUCCGAGCUUUUGCCGAGGCUUUCUUGCGGUCGGAGCCUCGCCUCGACAUCCUCAUCAACAACGCAGGUGUUUACUGUGUUGGCAAAAGCGACGAUGGCUUCAACGCAGCCUUCCAGGUUAACCACUUGGCUCACUUUCUUCUGACCCACCUGCUCUUGGAUCGGCUGAAGCAAUGCGCACCCAGCCGCGUGGUGGCAGUUUCUUCCUUUCUAUACCAGCUUGGGAGGAUUGACUUCCAAAACAUCCACUUGCCAGUGGAGGGACGCUUGGGAGCAUUCAAAUCCUACUGCAAUAGCAAACUGGCCAACGUCUUGCAUGUCCGAGAGCUGGCCAACAGACUGCAAGGGACCGACGUCAGCUGUUAUGCGCUCCAUCCAGGGAGUGUGCAUACGAAGAUCCUUCGCUACUUUCCUGGCUGGAUAAAGUCCCCCAGCACCGUUGCCUCCUGGCUCUUCUUCCGAGACGCAACAAAUGGGGCCCAGACCUCCAUCUACUGUGCCACUCAGGAAGGCAUUGAGAAGCUCAGCGGGUGCUAUUUUGAGGACUGCCGGCAAAAGGACCUCAAACCAAACGCACGGGAUCCGAUGCUGGCCAAGAAGCUGUGGGAGUUCAGUGAGAAGUUAUUGGGACUCGCUUCUUAGCUGCACCUUCAGCCGAACAUAGAAGUAACUGUCAGUAUCCGAAUUAGGGACUGGCUUGAUCAGGGACUAGAAUCAACUCUUGUUUUGUUAUAGUCUUUGAAUAGAAACCAGGGCUUUAGAUUCAGUACGGACCACAUGGCGCUUAGAAGAGGGGAAAACACAACAUCAGACCAAGAUUAGGUAAGCUUUGAAAGAUAUUUCACCAAACGCUGAGAUUCGAGGUGCUACGUCUAAGGCUUUCCACGCUGUGUAUAGAAUAUUUACUGGACUUGAAAAAUCACUAGGGUUUUAGAGGUCUUGCUGGUACUUUCCUCCCUAUUUGCUCUGUUUUAUCUACACUUCUCUGAAAUGGAAAACUGGGAAUACCUUUACAUUUUGGUAAUAAAACUGUAUGUGGUUCUUGGUCUCUUUCUUUCGUUCCAGACAUUUCUGUGGAGCUUAGGAUUAAAGAGAGCCUCUUCUUCCCAGCGAUUAUAUACUUUGAACCAGGAACAGAGUCAGAAAUAGAAAGGACAGGGAAGUUGAAGGGAGGCUGGCGCUCUGUUCUUUAAGCUGUUAGGAAGGAUCGAAUU
This is a messenger RNA of Sceloporus undulatus (fence lizard), 2894 nucleotides long. Its product is annotated as dehydrogenase/reductase SDR family member 13-like. The coding region runs from base 1366 to 2322 and encodes 318 amino acids. The record is from RefSeq and is a predicted model, not a curated record. NCBI's taxonomy places the organism in Eukaryota, Metazoa, Chordata, Lepidosauria, Squamata, Phrynosomatidae. The transcript is spliced from 5 exons.